Messenger RNA from Pungitius pungitius (ninespine stickleback), 1386 nucleotides. RefSeq names its product ATPase Na+/K+ transporting subunit beta 3a (gene atp1b3a). Lineage: Eukaryota; Metazoa; Chordata; Actinopteri; Perciformes; Gasterosteidae. Gene Ontology annotation, biological process: potassium ion import across plasma membrane; intracellular sodium ion homeostasis; intracellular potassium ion homeostasis. The coding region runs from base 150 to 989 and encodes 279 amino acids. Gene Ontology annotation, cellular component: sodium:potassium-exchanging ATPase complex. The transcript is spliced from 7 exons. The record is from RefSeq and is a predicted model, not a curated record. Gene Ontology annotation, molecular function: ATPase activator activity.
CUCACUCUCUCUCUCUCCGCCGCCCACUCCACUCACAGCCGCUUUUCCGGCUUCUUCGCAUCAUUUCAUCGCCCGCUCCCCAUUUCUGCGUGUUUUAUUUUUUUUAGAGAAAGAUUACCGCGUAUUUUGGACCAAAAAGACUUAUCACCAUGGCGAGCACCGAGGAUAAACCGGCCAAACAGGAGAUCGCGACCGGCUGGAAGGACUCCUUCUACAACCCGAGGACCGGGGAGGUGCUGGGUCGCACGGGCAGCAGCUGGGCCCUCAUCCUGUUGUUCUAUCUGGUUUUCUACUGUUUCUUGGCCGGCAUGUUCGCCCUGACCAUGUGGGUGCUGCUGCUCACCCUGGAUGACUACGUGCCAAAAUAUCGAGACCGCGUUCCCUCUCCAGGGUUGGUGAUUCGUCCAAAUUCUCUGGAUUUAUCAUUCAACAAAUCUGACCCCUUAAAGUAUGUAGAAUAUGUCAAGCAGCUGGAGUCGUUCCUGCAAUCAUACAAUGAUUCACAGCAGGACAAGAAUUAUGACUGCCAACAAGGAGAGUAUUAUCUGCAGGACGACACAGAGGACAUGACAAAGAAAGCUUGCCUCUUCAAGAGGGGCUUCCUGAGUCUCUGCUCCGGGCUCUCUGACACCAACUUUGGAUAUUCUGAAGGAAAACCCUGCGUGUUGCUGAAGAUGAACAGGAUAAUUGGCCUGAAGCCUCGUGGGGAUCCCUACAUCAACUGCACAGUAAAAAGAGACACCCCAAUUCAAAUGCAGUAUUUCCCCAGUGAGGGACGCAUUGACAAGAUGUAUUUCCCCUACUACGGCAAGAAAGCCCACGAGAGCUACGUUCAGCCCCUGGUGGCUGUGAAGCUGCUGCUCACCAAGGACGACUACAACAAGGAGCUGCCGGUGGAGUGCAGGGUGGAGGGCUCCAACCUCCGCAACAAUGACGAAAGGGAUAAGUUCCUGGGUCGCGUUACUUUCAGGGUCACGGUGGUCGAGUAACAGAGACGAACGCCCUGUACGAGGAAGCCAGUCGCAGAGGCUGCCAUGUUUACUGAGGGUUUAUGUUUAAAAAGAAAGGAAGGAAGUGUCGAAUAUGUCACAAAGACAGCAUUGGGGGAUUUGGCCUAAGGGGUAGGAUGUAGAUAGGUAGAAAGGGCAGCCCGGAUACACAUAUUGAGUCUUGCUUUGCUGACUUCUCUGACCCUUCUUUCCGUCUCCUCAAAGAUCAAAGUCACAGGCUCUGCCUCCAUUCUUUCAUUCACCUGUUGCAAUGUUCAUUCUCCAAUCAGUUUAUUCUUGACAUUAUUAUUAUUAUUUAUAGUAUUGAUGUGAUUAGAUAACUUUUAGCGAUUGCAACCAAGCAAUUUGGAGCUGUUGUGUUAUUGCCAAUGUCAUU